AUGUUAAACAACACAACCCCAAUCAUCAAUUUACACCAGAAGAAGAGAUUAAAAGUUUUAUACAAAGUCUACUGUCCCUCUAUCGCUCUGUCUGUGUGUGUGUGUUCAUUCUCUUGGAUCAACGAAUCGAACCACGAGGCUUUUGUACGUCAACAUCAGAAAAGGCCUACGGGCCCUACCACCACCACCAUCAUCAUCACCAUCACCCAUCCACAAAAGGUAAUAAUAGCCUCCUCCCCUCCAAUCCGUUUCCAUUCCAUCGAUCCCACGUGCCAGGAAAAAAAUAACAAUAAAAAGAAUAAAGAAGAAAUCAGCAUCAUCCCCAAUCAAGCCACCGGAGCAAGCAGCGCCGGACCCUCCUCUCUCUCCCUCCCCUUCCCAAUCCAGAGAGAAGCUACGCCAUUAUAGUGCGGGCCUCGGGGGAAGCGUCGCGCGCGCGCGCGGGCCAAGCAACAUCGCAACGGCGGGGCGAGCGGGUCACAGGAGUGAGUUUCGCUAUAUUAGAGCGCACAUAUAGACGCGGUAGCAC
This is a messenger RNA of Periconia digitata, 529 nucleotides long. Lineage: Eukaryota; Fungi; Ascomycota; Dothideomycetes; Pleosporales; Periconiaceae. The record is from the annotation of a GenBank genome assembly.